Molecule: messenger RNA, 597 nt
Organism: Aspergillus melleus
Lineage: Eukaryota; Fungi; Ascomycota; Eurotiomycetes; Eurotiales; Aspergillaceae
Exons: 1
Coding region: 1-597 (198 amino acids)
Source: RefSeq, a predicted model, not a curated record
AUGGAGCCAUCCCGUCCACCGAUCUCAAAUCCCUCGUCUCUCCUCUGGGCGCACCAAAUCCGUCGCGAACACAUCCACCUCGUCCAGCAGAUCGACAUUCUGAAGGCCGAUAUCGCCGUCGCUACUGAUACCAUGAAUGAUCUGAAACAGGGUCUUGAGGAACUCACCCGCCAGGUUGAGGACACCAGACAAUGUAAUGCUCAGCUACAGGGGAAUCUUCUUCAGUUGGAAGGCCGGUUGGAUACACGGUUACAUUCCAUGCUCGGGCGGAUCAAUGGUCUCGAGUCGGAGAACGGGCUUCUGAAGACAAGAGUUGAGGUUCUUGAAGCUGAGCGUCAGCGUGGAGGGGAGCACCAUGAGCGCGAAGCAACUAGCACAGUGUCCCAGAGGCAGAGGCAAAAGAAGUCGCCGGUUCGACAGCCCACGGUCUUGAGGAUCGCAUGCGAGAAUGGUGUGUUUAAGCGUGCACGGAGUUGUGGGUUGUUAGACCAAGAUCCAGAUACCCGUAAGUAUACUCACUUGGUCUUGGAUGACGAUUCCUUUGGGUUUUGGUUUGCUUUGUCCUUUCUUUCAGUGAUCACUAAUCCAGUCGUCUAG